UAGUGUUAAAGCAAUAUAAGCCGUCAAAAUCGCGAUUUUUUAAAAUGCUAUGAAAGAGAUGAAAUUAGAAAUGAUUAAUGAAUUUAAAGGUUUACAUAAAAUUUCACGUCCUAAAAACCCGUAAUGUAACUGUUAAAGUUGAAAAUAUAUUCCUCAUCAUUCCGUUUGACCAGUGCAAAUGGCAGCUUAUUAAUUUCCGACACUAAUUCCGAAGAUUGCCGAUGCUGAUAAGAAUGCGUGUGCUGCUGACCUGGGUCAACAAAAAUGGACGAAGAGAUUUCAGAUACUAGAAGCAGGUCUACCACACCCGAAGUUCAUUCUUCGGAUGGAGAAAGGCCCAUUCGUGGGAGGGGUAAUAGGAGACGGACAGCGCGGGGAAGAAAUAGGGCGAGAGGUGGCAGAGGCAGAGGCAGAAGAGGCCAUAAUAGAGCCGUACAAGGACAGCCAGAUCCACUCAACAGGGCUGAAGUCGCCGCACAGGCCAGAGCUGAAAGAGAUCGUCAGAUGCAGGAACGAAUUGAUGGCCUAUCUGAAGAUCAAAUGAAAUUUGCGAUAAUGGCCACGUACAGGGAACAACCUAGUUUUCUGUUCAGAGUACUGGAAGCAGUAAACCAACAGUUUACUGCAAGUGAAACUACACCAGAGCCAGACCCUACAUCAACACCUUUAGUAGGUAUUCCAACUUGGUGUCGGUGCAGCAAUUGCAGAGAAAUGCCUAGUGAGGUUGAAAAAAGAUGUUGCAACCAGAUACCUCAAAACUGCCACUCUACACUACAUGAUUUUCACAAUGUUGUAUUGGACCCCUUGGUUCUUGAGGUAGCAAUGAGGUAUAGAAAUGAUAUGAUUGCGCAGCCUCCAGACCAGGAUUACAAUAGAUCACAUAGACACACAGUUCCCCAAGGACACACAGCAUACCGCCAAUAUGUUCUGUGGAUCCAUGGAUAUCUUGGAGCUGGAAACAGACAAGUAAUACCAAGUUGUUGUGUUUGGGCUAUCAGGAACAGAUUUUCAGACCCAUCUGGCCAGUAUGUUGGAUUUAUUGGAGGACGUUUCGGUUGAGAUGGAAUAAAUUUUAUUUCAGUUUUA
This is a messenger RNA of Mytilus trossulus (common blue mussel), 1086 nucleotides long. RefSeq lists its product as uncharacterized. The transcript has 5 exons. Bases 265 to 1059 code for a protein of 264 amino acids. The record is from RefSeq and is a predicted model, not a curated record. Lineage: Eukaryota; Metazoa; Mollusca; Bivalvia; Mytilida; Mytilidae.